UCUAUGAUUUCGGUGAUUCCCCCAUUUUGCGUGAUUUUAAAUGUAGAUUCAUUAAUUUACUUUUUCAAUUCCUAGAACUUCCAGAAAAUUCUAUUUUCAUUUCGAUUAUUGAAAAGGAAUAACUCAAACUAGUGUCAUGUAAUAUAUCAUUCACCUGUUGGUUGCCAUGGUUUCAUUUCUAAUACAAUCACAUUGAAUGUGAUUGUUAAAGAAAUGAACGCUAUGGACUUAAUAGAAAACAAAAAUACAAUAGUGAUAAAUGCAUCAAAAAAUGAAUUAUUCAAAGUCCAUGACAACUGGAAAAUACUACAUAGAAAGCUGAAAAUUUAUUGGAAAGUAGUGAUCAACACCAAAGAUGAAAUAACAAUGCAACUUCUAAGCAACUGUGAAUUGCUCAUUUUACCUGGACCUCAGUUACCCCUUGAAGAAAGUGAAUUGAAUGCUUUGAGUACCUUUAUCAAUAAAGGAGGUCGUAUUCUAGUACUAUUGUUUGAACAAAAUCAGAAUGAUAAGAGCAAUAUACAUAUAUUUUUGGAAGAGUAUGGAAUCAUUCCAAAUAUUGAUGUUUUGAUUAGAACACAUUAUUACAAGUAUUUCCACCCUAAAGAAGUAUAUAUAAGUGACGGUGAUUUCAAUGAUUGUCUAAAGAGUGAAAAAGAAAAUAUGACUCUCGUUUAUCCUUUUGGUUGUACGAUAAGUGUAAAUAAACCUGCAGCUACUGCUUUCACAAGUGGAUCAGCCUCUUUUCCAGCUGAGCAAGCUCUUGGUGCUAUAUACUACAACACCAACACAGGAGGAAAAAUUAUUGCCUUAGGUAGUGGCUAUUUAUUUUCUGAUAAAUAUAUCGAUCAAGAGAAUAAUGAUAAAUUCAGAGAAAUAGUAAUCAAUUUUCUCAUCAACAAACAUGAGGUUACAUUAUCACACACUGAUCAUGAUGAAAUAGAUAUCUUGGAAAGAAAUAUUCUACCAAACACUGAAGAAUUAGCUAAUAAACUCAAACUUUGUCUCACUGAUGCAAUUAGUCAUACCCUUUCGAUAGAUCAAAAGGAACUUUUGGAUCACAGGAUGUAUUCUAUCAACACUAAUUUGGUAUCAGAUGUUCUCAAGCUUUAUGAUGAUUUGAAAGUUAAGCAUCAACCAUUAAAAUUGAUAACACCUUUAUUCGAAGCACCUUACCCACCUCUCCAACCAGCUGUUUUUCCUCCAGCGUUUAGGGACUUACCCUUACCACCUCUAGAGCUAUUCGACCUGGAUGAUGCCUUCAGUUCUGUUUUUUCGAAGUUGGCACAGUUUACAAACAAGUUUUUAAUGGAAUCAGUUGGAGAUAUUCAAGAAGAUGGGCUCAUUUUCUUCAUUUCAGAGUGUGCAAAGAUUGUGAAGAUCGAUGAGGAGGUUUCAGAACCAAAAGAUAUUUUACAUGUAAUUGGGGCUGAAAUAGCAAAGUUUAAGAGUAUUGAUACUAUAGCAUAAAUGUUACUAUCCAAUAAAAUUUAAAAUGAAAUGAA
This is a messenger RNA of Harmonia axyridis, 1505 nucleotides long. RefSeq names its product intraflagellar transport protein 52 homolog (gene IFT52). Gene Ontology annotation, cellular component: centriole; cilium; intraciliary transport particle B. Bases 214 to 1470 code for a protein of 418 amino acids. The record is from RefSeq and is a predicted model, not a curated record. Gene Ontology annotation, biological process: cilium assembly; intraciliary transport. The transcript has a single exon. Lineage: Eukaryota; Metazoa; Arthropoda; Insecta; Coleoptera; Coccinellidae.